GUCAGGUUAUGGCAGCCACAUCAAACAUACACUGGAUGGAAAAUACAAGGCAUGAGAUUCAAAAUUUACAGGAAUGGAAGGAUUUUGUUGCCAAGCUACAUGAUGCUGUCCAGCAGCAGAUGAAUGAAAGCAGUGUUAAUAUGUUCACAGACUUGUCUGAAUCAGAGAAAGUGUUUGUUCUGGAGAAAGCUUCCAAGGCACUGAAUGCAGGAGAAGUUUACAACAAAUUGUCAGCUCAGAUCAGCACUUUCUUAGAAGAUAAUAUAUACAGCUAUGUCACCCACGAAGUUCAGGACAGUGACAUCCCAAAACAUCAGUCAGACUUAGUGGCAAGGCAUAUUCAGGAUGGAGUGAUUAGAAUCUUGGAUAAAAGACCUGAACUGAAGAUAAAACUACGUGUGCUUUUUAACCAUCCCUUACCCGUUUCUUUAAGAACUUUAACGUGGAGAUUGCAAUUAUCAAACACUAAAGUUCGAAUGGAAUAUUUGACCCAAGAGUCCAUGAACAAAGCAAGAUCUGUUAUGGAUGGAGAGAUUUCCUUGAAGUGCCAGGCCAUUCUCUCACAGGAACAAACCUUUCAGCACCUUAGAAAUAUCAAGAAUAUUGAGAGAACCAUGCGCAAUGUCCUGUCAUAUCACCAUAAGAUUCACCAAAUGAAGGAAAGCCUUCCAGAUGAAGAUUAUCUUCUUCUACUGCCACUGGUUCAAGUGGUGAUGGACAACUCUACCUCUACUUCCUCUCAAGGCUCAAUUUCUGCAUUGUUAGUUGAAGAAUAUAUCACUUUUAUGGACUCCAGACUUACAAUCAUGCAGGAUCCCCACACUGAUGACAGAAUAUUCCAGGAUAUUGCAUAUUUAUUAGACAAGCUUGACAAGAAACUAGCACAAACAAUACAAGCAAUGUGCACAUCACAAGAUAUAACCCCAGAGGAAGCUCUGCGGUCAGGAAUACACACGUUGCUGCAGCCAGUUCUCCGUGUCUACUUUGUUGGUUAUUUAAACGUCAACACCUUAAUGUACGUUUGGGACCAGUAUAUUAUUGGCCUUGAUCAGCCAGCUUAUAACUGUCUGCCAGCCAUGAGCUUUGUAUUCCUUAUUUUACUGCAUGAGCAUAUAAAUGGCUGCAGCUCGCUCCAUGAAAUGGAAUCAGUACUGAAAACACGAGGCCCCGCGUUAUCUGUCCAAGAGUUUCAGAUGAUAAUAAAUAAACAUUUUUAUACUGAGCUAUUUGGCCUACUAAACAAAGGCGAAAACAAUCUGUACCCAGUGUAUGAUCCAACUCAAGCCAUCCCGCAAUGGAGUCAUCGUUCAAGAGUUACCAUCCCACCAAGAACCAGACCCCAGGAUAGACGAAAAGCAAGGGAAGAAAGAGAAAUACUUAAGAGAGAAACUGCUGAACGGCAACAAAGAGAAGAGCAGAUGAGACUUAUUCAAGACGAUUUGCAGAAAAGGCAAGAAGAAGACAGGUUAAAUAUGCUUCUUGAAGACACAAAUAGAAGACACGAAAUAGAAAAAUCUCAUCUUGAAAAUCAAGUGAAGCAGGAACAGCAGAAAAAUUAUGAAUUUCAGAAAAAAGCAGAAAAACAAAUAAGCGAAUUAGAAGAAGAAAUCAGGAAGCUGAUGAACCAACGAAAGGAAAGAGGAAACAUGAUACCUCAUCCCUUCGUCCUGUCUCAGUUAGAGUCCACCAAGGCUCCGUCCUUGGUCCUUGGUCCUUGGUCACUUCCUGGUUACGGUUUACUGGUUUUGUCCAUGGUGAUUAAGAGUCCAAUAUAA
This is a messenger RNA of Pelobates fuscus (common spadefoot toad), 1775 nucleotides long. RefSeq lists its product as uncharacterized. The coding region runs from base 9 to 1775 and encodes 588 amino acids. The transcript has 15 exons. The record is from RefSeq and is a predicted model, not a curated record. NCBI's taxonomy places the organism in Eukaryota, Metazoa, Chordata, Amphibia, Anura, Pelobatidae.